Messenger RNA from Danio rerio (zebrafish), 1274 nucleotides. It is a transcript of the gene acp5b, whose product is annotated as acid phosphatase 5, tartrate resistant b. Lineage: Eukaryota; Metazoa; Chordata; Actinopteri; Cypriniformes; Danionidae. The record is from RefSeq and is marked provisional. Gene Ontology annotation, molecular function: hydrolase activity; acid phosphatase activity.
CCUCAGUACAGGAAGCUUGUCAUAAACCACAUCUUGUUCCCCUGAAGGUGUAAAGCAGCGAGUGUAUAGUCUGUUUGCGUCGCUGUAACUUUUUGUUUUCACAAACUUAAAGCGUUUUUAGGAUCUGAAGCAUGAUAUGGCGAAGAAGCUGGCCUUCCUUCUUAUCUCCUGCCUUCAGACAUUCAGCACAGCAAGUCAGACAAACCAACAAGCAUCUUCUCUGAGGUUUGUAGGGAUUGGGGACUGGGGUGGCCGUCCUUCAUACCCCUUCUACACUCCACAUGAGGCCGACACUGCGAAAGAACUGGCCCGGGUUGCUCAGAGCUCCGGUCUGGACUUUGUCCUCAGUCUUGGGGAUAAUUUCUACUAUGAUGGAGUCAAAGACGUAGAUGACACUCGCUUUAAGUUCAGCUAUGAACAGGUGUUCUCUCAUCCUGCACUGAUGACCAUACCGUGGUAUCUGAUAGCAGGAAAUCAUGAUCAUCGUGGAAAUGUGUCUGCGCAGAUCGCCUACUCCAGCCGGUCUGAAAGAUGGAUCUACCCAGACCUCUAUUAUGAGCUGAACUUCAAGGUGCCUCACAGCAACACGUCCCUCACCAUCCUGAUGACCGACACUGUGGUUGUGUGUGGGAAUACAUACGACGGCCUCGAUCCUGUAGGGCCAGAGGACUUGGCUGCUGCUAACAAACAAUUGGCAUGGAUUGAGCAGAGACUUCAAAGUACCAAGGCGGAUUUUGUCAUCGUGGUUGGUCACUAUCCCAUCUGGUCCAUCGGUCAUCACGGUCCAACCAAGUGUCUCAUAUCAAAACUCAGGCCCCUUCUGAAGAAGUACAACGUCUCCCUAUAUCUGUCUGGUCAUGAUCACAGUCUGCAGUUCAUCAGAGAGGAUGAUGGGAGUUCGUUCGUCGUCAGUGGAGCUGGUGUUGAGGAGGAUUCGUCCACUGACCACAGGAAGAGCUUCCCCUCGGCUUGGCAAUUGUUCUCCAGCCCCGUCAAUCAGACGUCAGGAUCCUUCGUGUACUUUGAAGUCAAUAAAAGUGAGAUGCUGAUCAAUUACCUGCAGCCCGACGGGAAGUGUGUUUACCAGACAUCCGUCCACAAACACAAAGUCCAACUUUGAAGUUGACCUAGUCUGAGUUUAAUGAACAGAGAAGUCACUUCUGCGCACUUUACUCUUCAUUGCAGUUCCUUGUGUGUUUACGUUUAGACUGAAUUUUACAUUUUAAUUCAUCUCUGGUUUGCUCUGUAGACAAUAAAACACUUUGUAUUUUUGA